This is a messenger RNA of Opisthorchis viverrini, 576 nucleotides long. RefSeq lists its product as hypothetical. The record is from RefSeq and is a predicted model, not a curated record. Bases 1 to 576 code for a protein of 191 amino acids. The transcript is spliced from 5 exons. Lineage: Eukaryota; Metazoa; Platyhelminthes; Trematoda; Opisthorchiida; Opisthorchiidae.
AUGACCGGUUUUUCUACCUUCCAAUCGGGGCUCAUCAGGCAACUAAAUGCGCUGCACCAGGCCGCCGUGAUUUUGCGAUACAUGUAUAGACCCAAUACACUACUCAUAAGGUCGCUGAAAAUGCUUCGGAGCACACGACCGUCAAAAGAGGAACUUAUCGUCUGUGAGAGCUCCUUGGUGAAAGCCCGGACGGCGGGAACGUGUUUUCUCCGCAGUAUGGCUGCUACUCGUGCUCCAUGGUUGUCCGUGGACCCGUGGAAAGUGGUUGACUUCCUGCUCCAUACGCGCGGGCGAGUGUGUUGGGCCGAGUUGUAUGCCUAUUUAUUGUUAGAGCGCAAAUUUACUGACCGGAAGCUCCAUGGUUCGAACCCGACCCCUCUGCCUCUCGACUUCUCCUGUCCAGGCUUGGGCAACCUGGCAGUAUCCCAACCCUCGUGCUUCCUUCGGGUGGUUUUAACGGAGGACUCAGCUGAAUCUCUUGUUUGUGAUAUUCUUCAGCUGAAUGUGCCGUACACAAGUCAUCUUGUAUUUCAGCUGGCACGAUAUUCGAGAUAUCGCGGUUACAAGGGGAACUAG